Messenger RNA from Prunus persica (peach), 1994 nucleotides. Its product is annotated as aspartic proteinase-like protein 2. Lineage: Eukaryota; Viridiplantae; Streptophyta; Magnoliopsida; Rosales; Rosaceae. The transcript has a single exon. Bases 449 to 1915 code for a protein of 488 amino acids. Gene Ontology annotation, molecular function: aspartic-type endopeptidase activity. The record is from RefSeq and is a predicted model, not a curated record. Gene Ontology annotation, biological process: proteolysis.
AAAGUUGAGAUGAACGAACUAAUGGAUCAAUUAGUGUAAAUCUUUGACAUUCAAAACGCGCAACUCUCUCGUCCGAGUCUUCUCUCGUCUGUCUGUCUCUCUCUCUUGCCGUCUGCUUUGCGCUUUUUUCUUCUCUUUAUCAGGCUUUCCCACUCCUCUCUCUUCACACAUGCCUUUCCCUCCUCCUUCACCCACCUCCUUGUUCUUUCUCCACCCAACUCGACAAUGAAUUUUCAACAAAACCAACAUCUCUAAGCCUCAGAAUUCAAGCUACGAAUUUUUUUAAAUCUGGGAUUUGUCCCAGAACAGCUUCUUUUGCUGUUGGGUCCAAUCAGAUCUUGUAGCUUCAGUUUUCUCGCCUAUCAAAAUUGAAUCUUUGGGUUGUUUUCAAUCUCAAUCAAUUUUGUAAAAGUAGCGUUAAAGGCUCCUGCUUUGUUGGGCAAUUUCAAUGGAUCUUGGGAAAACGACAAGAGGGGCUGUAUUGGGUCGUAUACUGGUUCUUUUCACAUUGGUUCUGGAUGCGUCAGGUGACUUUGUGUUCCCUGUGCACCAUAAGUUCAAGGGCCAGCGGUCUUUGAGUGCAUUGAAAGCCCAUGAUGCUCGCCGCCAUGGUAGAAUUCUAGCCUCUGCAGGCUCAGGCUCUACUUCUGCUGUGGAUCUGGAAAUAGGCGGCAAUGGCCAUCCUUCUGACACUGGCCUCUACUUUGCCAAACUUGGGAUUGGCUCACCUUCAAAGGACUAUUUUGUCCAGGUCGAUACAGGAAGUGACAUUUUAUGGGUCAAUUGUAUUGGCUGCACAAACUGUCCCAAGAAAAGUGAUAUUGGUGUGAAGCUCACAUUGUAUGAUCCAAAGAGCUCUUCAACGUCACAAACUGUUACUUGUGAUCAAGACUUUUGCACAGACAAAUACAGUGGUCAGCUCCCUGGUUGCAGGCCAACCUUGCUCUGCGAAUAUGAUGUGACUUAUGGAGAUGGAAGCGCAACAGCUGGUUACUUUGUGAAGGACAAUAUUGAAUUUGAUGAAAGAACAAAUGGAAGUAUGGUAUUUGGUUGUGGAGAUAAACAAUCUGGGCAGCUAGGUAAGUCUUCUGAAGCACUUGAUGGGAUACUUGGUUUUGGGCAGGCAAAUUCAUCUGUGAUUUCGCAGCUGGCUGCAUCUGGAAAGGUCAGAAAACAAUUUGCACAUUGCCUGGACAAUGUAAACGGAGGUGGGAUUUUUGCCAUUGGGGAAGUGGUGCAGCCAAAAGUGAAGAAUACAACUCCAUUGGUGCCAAGGCAGGCACAUUACAAUGUUGCGAUGGAGGCAGUUGAGGUGGGUGGCAAUGUGGUAGAACAACUUCCCACAGGUAUAUUUGACACUGGAGACAAGGAAGGGACAAUAAUUGACAGUGGUACAACCUUGGCUUAUCUUCCAGAGGAGGUUUAUCAACCAGUCAUGAGCAAGAUCUUUGCAAGUCAGCCUGACUUGAAAUUACAUACAGUUGAUGAGCAGUUCAAAUGUUUCCAGUAUUCCAAGAGUGUCGAUGAUGGAUUUCCAGUGGUGAAGUUCCAUUUCAAGAAUUCGGCUUCAAUGACGGUGUAUCCUCAUGACUAUUUGUUCCAGUUGAAGGAUGAUGUUUGGUGCUCUGGUUGGCAGAGCAGUGGGAUGAAAUCCGGAAAUGGAGAUUCCCUGACCCUUCUGGGAGAUUUGGUGCUUUCAAAUAAGCUAGUCAUUUAUGAUCUUGAGAAUCAGGAAAUUGGGUGGUUGGAUUACAACUGCUCUUCAAGCAUCAAAGUGAGAGAUGAGAAGUCAGGGGGAAUUGUCACUAUUGGUGCCCACAAUCUUUCUUCAGCUUCCACUUUAACAAUUGGAAGAUUAUUGAAAUUCUUGUUAUUAAUAAGUUCUGUGCUGCUGCAAAUAUCUUCUUUGUAUUAGAUUUACUUCAACAAGUGGCCAGCAUUCAUUUUGAUGCUCCAAAAUUUAUCAAUGAAAUUGUGUGAUUCAUUUCCAUUUA